Epinephelus lanceolatus (giant grouper) is the source of this 5060-nucleotide messenger RNA. RefSeq names its product nectin-4. NCBI's taxonomy places the organism in Eukaryota, Metazoa, Chordata, Actinopteri, Perciformes, Serranidae. Gene Ontology annotation, biological process: heterophilic cell-cell adhesion; homophilic cell-cell adhesion. The record is from RefSeq and is a predicted model, not a curated record. Gene Ontology annotation, cellular component: adherens junction.
CGAAGAUUCGGCUCUCCCUGACGGGAGUCGGCUCUUAGAGCCGGUUCGUUCGCAUACGAGACGACACACACGACUCACAGCAUAUCGUCAUUGGUUUACAGUCUGUAGCAGAAUCUUCCAGCUCGGACGGGACUCAACGAUGGAUGGAAGCUUGUUUAUCUUGUAUUCUUAACGAUACGCAAAUGUAGGCGCUAUAUCGUAGGCAACUGGACUUGCUUGCGUUGGACGCAAUGUUUCUCCAAGAGCUCCACUAUGCUUUUAUUGGUGUCAAUACUGAUCCUGAGCACCGCAACAGAAGGUCUCAAGGUGAUUGGAGGAAACAUCACCGUGGUUCAAGGGGAGACCGCCAUCUUACCCUGCAAACUCGUCGACACAGCAGAACCCUUGACUCAGAUUUCAUGGCAGAAGAUGACCAGAGGAAAACCUCAGAAUGACAAUUUCUAUACAAUCUUGGCUAAAAAUGGACCACAGUUUGUCAACGGACAUGACGAUCGAUUUGCAUUUGUCGGGAACUUUAGCGAAAACGAUGGAUCUCUGGAGUUAUCCAACACCACACUGAUGGAUGAAGGCACCUACACAUGCAUCUUCACUUUGUUCCCCAGUGGCAAUCACAAGACAGAGAUACCUCUAAAUUUGCUUGUGCCUCCGGUCAUAAGCCUGAAGGAUGAUCCUGUUACUUUGGGUGAUGAAGAGGUUUCCCUCGUUACCUGCACGGCUGCUGGUGCCAGGCCUCCUGCAGAGGUGGUGUGGAUCACUGGUACCCUGGAAGAAACAGUGAGGAUAACAACCAACUACAGCUCGCAUGCCAACGGUACGACUACCACGGUCAGCUCACUGUUUGGAAUACCAACCAAAAAAAUCAACAGUCACUCGGUCCAGUGUGUUGUCACCAGUGCAGCCAGGUCGGACAAAGAAACCCUCAACUUCAACAUACAGGUCUUCUUUCCACCGAUGGGAGUGAACAUUACUGAGAAGUCUCAAGGCGUAUUUGAAUGUUUGACGGAAGCCAACCCACCCUCAACCUUUACAUGGCAAAGAAUCAGCCAGCCGAUGCCUCAGUCUGCUGUCAAAGUAGAAGGCGCAACACUGCAGCUUCUAAGCAUGACCUCCAACCUGAAUGGCCUCUACCAGUGUGAAGCAUCAAACCUUUACGGCAGUGAACACAGUCACCUCUAUGUGCAUGUAAAUUCGGGUAAGGGAGCCUGCACUGCUUGUUGGACCAUUUUAAUUAUUCUGCUUAUCCUGAUUGCCUUUGGUGCCGCUGCAGCAUGGUACUAUUAUAAAUAUAGGAAAUUUCCAAGGAUGGUAGAGUGGAUACGUAGGGAGAGGCAGCAGGUCCCAACAGACUCACCUAGACAUGAUCAAGGAGUAUCAUUAGAAGCAGAGGAACGACGGGCAGCACAAGAAGAAUCUCACUUCCCGGCAUCCCCGUAAGCAACAAGAUGGAAGACAACCGUGCUGUAGCCGGUUUACAGGAUUAACUGCUCAAAUGUGUCAUUCUGACUCAGCGGGUUAGUGAACAGAUGCAGUGUCCAGGUGCUAGCAACAGCCAUCUAGCAUACAAGGCAGUUUCCUGAUGGACCAACAUUCCAUGGGGCUGACAUAAUGACACAUUUUUUUUUUCUUUUCUUUGACCAGCCAAUAAUACAAGAAGUCAGGCCCAUUGAUAUAUUUUCUUUAUCAGUACUGGGCUGUCCCUAAUUACAUUUUUAAUUUCUAAAAAUCUAAAAUUACUAUCAACCUUGGCCCCGUUUCCCAGAGCCUUAGUAGCGCUAUGUGCAUCGUAAGUUUUAUCUUAAGGUCUCCCUUAAGCUUACGGGCUGUUUCCCAGAGUCUCCUCAGUUAAGAUAUAUCUUCUGAAAGGUACAGUAUAUCUUAAGAAAGGUGGUCUGCAGUGAUGGAAAAAGAGAGACAAACACGUAUGCUGUUAUAAAUAUUUCAAUAACAAAUGCAUUAUCAGUGAGCAGCAAUCACAUUUCUCUGCUUCAGCAUUAGUCUCCUUGUUUAUAACGGAAUGCGCAUGUAAGUCAUUUUUUAAUGUGAUAUGCUUCAGGCGUAUUAGGAAUGGGAUUUUUCCUGAAACAGUGCCAAAACGCUCGCCUGGACGGAAAUUUAGUUUAAAAGCGCUGCUUUUAAAAAAUACCAGUCUAUGUGUGGACUAGGCUUCAAAUAGAUGAGCAGAUGUUCUGUAGAAGGCAUAGCCUUAUUUAUGAUAUAAUAUUUGAUGGAGGUAAAAUUAUUAUGGCAAUACUUUUUAUAUUAUGUCAUUAAUUUACCUUCAUAUGAGAUAAUACACUUCCAGCACUGUGGUGAAGGCCAGCUCUAACUCAUGAAGUACCUUAGCAGCUCUCCUUACGAGCACCCGCUAAGGGACAGUUUGGGAAACACCUGUGGGAAAGGAAGUUCCUAAGCUAAGGUAUAUCUUAGAGACCCUCGUAGAAUGCUAAAGUAUGUCGAAACUGGGAAACGGGGUCCUGGACUUUUCACACCCUUUAACCAACAUGCUGGCUGCUCAGUGCAGACAAUGAAGUGCAGGGAUGCGGGAAAUGAAGUGUCUGACGCUCAAAAGAGAGCCCCAGAACCCCUCUUUAACAUGUGUCCCCUCAUGUUAUAUACUAUAAGACUUAUUUGUGUGAUUGACUGAGGUGGGCCGGUCUGAGCUAUAAUGCCAGGGCCAGUGCUAGUGCCAGUUUGUCCUGGUCCACUUCUGCUACUCAAUAAUAUGUAUGUCUUUUGUCAACUAAUCUAUAAAGUGUUAUUCAGCAGUAAAUAUUGCAAACAGUAAGUAGAGCUUUCAAGCAUAUAUGGGUGCAUUACAAAAACUGGAUUGAAAGUAGAAGUGUAGUCAACAGACUUUUAUCUGUGGUGUUAUCUAUGUAGAAUGUCGCAGCAACCGUUGGCAAUUGCUUUAUCAUUAACAGCUCUAACAGUCAUGAUACUUCCCCUCUGUAGCCCACACCAACACCAACACCAACAGCAUCAGAACGGCUGAUAAUGAUGGAGCAUUAUGAAGCUUGUAUGCAUGCACACAAGAAAUUACAUUACUGGCCAAGAAAUUGUCACAUUUCUCUUGUGUUUACCUUAAUUGCAUCUAAAUUGGGAGAUGUGUUUUUAUUUUUUGUUUUACCUAAAGGGACAGUUCACACCCAAAUUAAAAAAUAUGUAUUUGUUUUUAUCUUACCUGUAGUGCUGUUUAUUAAUCUAGAUUGUUUUUGUGAGAGAAGGCAGACAUCUCAACGGCCGAUAUCUUCAGCACUUGGCAACUCACACCAAAACAAUCUAUACUGAUAAAUAGCGCUACAGGUAGGAGGGGAAAACUGUCCCUCAGAGUACACUUGCAGUGCUGAUAUUUUUGUGGGCGUAUCCCAGUAUAAGUACCUGAUAGUGUUUACAGUGACACUGUAGUCUUGAACUGCUUUAACCUCUGAUGGCUAGCUGUCACACAAAUCUAUCCUGAGAGCCACUGAAGAGGACAUGCAUUAGUCUGUAUAAUAUUGCACUGAUACUAUACACGUAUGCAAAAAAAUAAUGAAUGUUGAGUGGUUACAGAAGCACAUGUUACUUUGCCAAGCCCCCAAAUGAUUUAUUUAUUCCAGCACUUAACUCAAAAAACUCUUGAAUUUAAAAAUUCAAUGCCAAUAUAUUUGUCUGAAGGUACAAUUACACAGAACAUACACUAUCUAUCUAUCACUGCUAUGAGUUGAAACAUUAUAACUAGAGUAUUCUGCCACUAUCUACUGCAUGCUAUCAUACAAAGUAAAAAUACCAAAAAAUAUUAUGCUCUAUUUUAGAAUUCCUUCUACAGCUGUAUUUGCGCGUUAUCAGUUAUCACAUGUUUUUUGUUUUUGUUUUAGUUGUUAUCUUUUGUAAUAACAAAUGUCAGCAGAGCUUUCUUUUAUCUUUAGUCCACAUCAGUUUCCAUCUGUUGUGUUCAGAGAUUUACAGUUAUGGGUAAACACAUCAAAAACAGACUGAACUCAAAGCCAGUGUUUCAAUUUCGUGUUCAAGGUCAGAAUGAAGGUCUGUGUUUCAAAUGUUUAAUUCUGUAAUGUAAAAAGUUGCAUACGCAUCUCUGUCUUCAAAAUGUGCCGUACACUCCUGUUAGCCUCACUUGUUCUUGUAUCUCAACUUUGCUGACUAUUUCAGAAAAGAAACAAACAUCCGGGUCCACAGCGGGCGUUUGCCUGUUAAACCAUGCCUCACUCUUACCUCAGUAUAAGUGUGUUGGACCUAAGCAUUUUGUGUUAGCAGCACUGUGAGCCUGUAUUUAAUGCUAAUUUCAGUAUACUAACAAGAUCACUAUCACAAUGACAAAACACUGGACAUUAUGCUUACCAUGUUUGCUGUCUUACAGUCUGCUGAAAUUUUAAAUGACCAGAACACACAACGUAUAAAGUUAUCUACUGACCCUUAUUGCAAUUCCUGAAGCCAUGCUGCUAAAGAGGUAUUUUUAAUUUGCCAUCAAUCGAAUUGCUUUCAAGACAAUUAAUAGCACUGGAGGAAACAUUUGGGGGGUAGAGGAUAUUUAGACCAGAUUUUGUACAUAACCCAUGUAAUCACAAUCACGUGAUGAAUGCAUUAACGGAAGUAUAAAAUGAAGUUGUAUAAAGAGUCCCUGUCAGGAGGUAGGUUGGGAUGGUGGAUGGGUCAAACAAACACAACUUUCCCCCAGGAAGUCAGUGUUCGUGUCCCAUGUGAAACCAAGUGAACUACUCUAAACUAUUUCUAAAAUAAAAUAGGAUAGAAAACAUAUUAAGCGUACUGAAAAUGUUGCCCAGCAAGCCGAAACUAGCGCUGUAGCACUAGUUUCGGCUUGCUGGGCAACCGAUGGAGCAGCCGGCUGUGGGGAACUUUAUGCCCCCUUUUUUGAACCCAUUAGCUCUGCGGAGCUGUGUCGUCUGUGCUGCAAAGUGUCCCAAACCCGGGAAGCUGGCCACAGAGUAGACUCACAAGUCAGUCUUUAGACACUUUGCUUAACUAAAGACUGAUGUCUUUCUCCCUGAUUUUGUGUUUAGAUGGGCGGAUACAAUUUCAGAGUUUAAAAAAACUCCCUACGUUGC